Molecule: messenger RNA, 802 nt
Organism: Vicia villosa (hairy vetch)
Lineage: Eukaryota; Viridiplantae; Streptophyta; Magnoliopsida; Fabales; Fabaceae
Exons: 4
Coding region: 161-652 (163 amino acids)
Source: RefSeq, a predicted model, not a curated record
UUUUUCUUUUACUAAAUAAUAUUAUUAUUUUUAUUGCAUCACGUUACUUUGCAAAGUUUGAGUUCUUCCCUUUUCGUUUAACCUAGCAAAAUAUGCAGCAGUCUCUGUAAUUCAAGCACGCAGGAAAUUAUAUAGUAAAGAGUGUUGAUGAUUUGGCAAUAUGAAUAAGCUAUUGGACUUUGGGAAGAAAGCCCUCUUUUAUGCCAGGGUACUUUCUGGAUAUGAAGAGCGGAGAAUUCGGAAAUUUAGGAUGCAGCUUGAACAACGGGUUCAACAGGCACAAGCAAAGAAAGCAGCCAUAAACAAAGUACCUGAGCAGAUCAUAUUAUCUGAAGUUCGUCGUAUGGUUGAAGAAAUGCAAGCUUUGAACAAGAAGCUGGAAGAAACGGAGGUAGCCAUUGAGGAAUACUUCAAGCCUCUUGACCAGGAGGCUGAGUUUUUAAUGAAAAUGCAACUACAAGGGGAAGAGAAAACGUCGGAUAUGAUGAUGAAAGCACUAGAGGAACAAGCUAUGCGUCGACAAGCUGAGGCAGAAAAAAGUACAAGUGUGCCUCAAAUAGAAAAUGUUGAAACCAACCUGAAGGAAUCUGAGACUCUGGUGCAAACAUGUAUAGAAGAGGAAGAAAAAAAUUUGAAGGACAAUACGCAUUAAAUGGAGAAAGAAGAGAAGACUUUGAAGAACAAUCUAUUUGUAUUAUUUAAAAUUGCAUCUUGAGGUGCGAUCAUGUUAACUUCAACAUUUUUUGAGGCAAGGAAUGAUUAAAUAAUUAAUUUCAUGCAUGUUUUAAAACAUGUAAAAACA